Solea solea (common sole) is the source of this 2191-nucleotide messenger RNA. RefSeq names its product atonal bHLH transcription factor 1a (gene atoh1a). The record is from RefSeq and is a predicted model, not a curated record. Lineage: Eukaryota; Metazoa; Chordata; Actinopteri; Pleuronectiformes; Soleidae. The coding region runs from base 221 to 1366 and encodes 381 amino acids. Gene Ontology annotation, molecular function: protein dimerization activity. The transcript is spliced from 2 exons.
UCACGUCUCUCGGGUUUUGCCGAGGCUUCUCAUUGGACGUAAACACGCGACCAGCGCGAGGAGGGGGGCUCCCAGGCGCGUGCCGCUUUUUAAACCGACGCCGCGCCUUGAGACACCAGAGAAGGAGUCCCGCACGCGACCCGUUAUAGUGCGACAGUGCAGCAGUGUGCCUCUUAAGAACUUUUUCUCGGUUUUUGUAUCUGUUGCGCGUGUUGGAAACAUGGAAGUCCUGAGUGUGUGCGACUGGAGCAAAGACGCGCUGCAGGCGGUGGCGGCGUUCGGCGCGCGGCUGCAGCAGACUCCCAGAGUCGUGGAGAGAGGCUGCGACCUGGAGCUGGAGGAGUCCAGCUACGAACCUGGACUGAUGCUCGUGGAUAGCGCCAGUGACCCACGCGCCUGGCUGGCCUCGGUGCAGCCUUCUGGCACCUGCGCGGCACACGCCUCUUCACCCGAAUACCUGCGCCACUCGCCCUGCCCGAGCACCGGCUCCUACCAAGAGAGCGGCUCUCCGGGGUCAUCGGGACAUCCCAGUCCUCACAGCCACAGAAAGUCUGCCUCUUCCUCGCUCAAAGUCAGGGACCUGUGCCGCCUCAAAGGCACCGUCACUGGGUCUGAUGAAGAGAGACACAGAGCCCCGUCCACCAAACCUGUCCACGGGGUGCAGAAGCAGAGGCGCGUGGCCGCCAACGCGCGCGAGAGGAGGCGGAUGCACGGGCUGAACCACGCGUUUGACGAGCUGCGCAGCGUCAUCCCGGCGCUGGACAACGACAAGAAACUCUCCAAGUAUGAAACUUUGCAGAUGGCGCAGAUUUACAUCAACGCGCUGGCUGACCUGCUCCAAGGCCCGGUCUCCUCCUCCUCCUCCUGCAGCAGCAGCAGCAGCAACUCUGACAUGUCCAACAACAACAACAACAACAGCAGCAGCAGCAGCAGCAACAAUUCGCCAAAGUGUGACAUUUUGCUUACUGCUGCUGUUGGCUUUGACGCAGCCACAGACAAAGCGUCUCCGUCCCCCGGCAGCUGCAGGACAUCAGCGGCGGCGGUGUCCGUCUCAAACAGCAGUUUACCUGUGCACAUGAGCGGCGCGAGCUUCCGCUCCUCCUUUGACAGUAGUUCGUUUUCUGCUUUGGUGGAAGAAGCGAUGUGUUCGUCCGCCUCUUUGUCCUCCAUCCGGCCUGGCAGCUCGAUGAUGGCUCCGGUCAGUGGCAGGAAAGAGUCUCCACGCAGCGACGGAGAGUUUUCCCCGCACUCUCACUUCAGUGACUCUGACGAAAUCGCGAUGGAGCUUCACUCGAGUGAAGAAGAAGAUCUGUCCGAACUGAAGCUGCCCAGCCACCGUCCAUCAUACAGACUCAUCGCAGAUUAAAAUCACAUAUAUUUAAAGUUCACUCCAGCGACAUGAAGAGAAGAGAACAUUUUAAGCUGCAAAAAGUCAUUUUCAAUUUUUAAUAACAGCGAUUCUAUUUUAUCAACUUGUUGAUGAGAUUUUUUUUAUGUGAUAUAUAUAUAUAUUAUAUAUAUAAACAUAUAUAUAUAUAUAAUCCAAAUUCGGUUCUGCCAAUCGACAUAUAGCCUAUAAUUUCAAGUUACCAUGGAGACGUGGAUGGAAGACCCCUCUGCCAUGUCGCGCGCAUGAUUGCAUGCAGCACUGCCACGGGUAUUUUCACGUCACUCCGACCAAAAAAAACAAACAAAUCUGUCUUCCACAGAAACCAUUACAGCAGUAUAAGGCCUAAUCGUUUAUAUUUGAUAAUGUAAGGAAAAAUGUUCUAAAGUGAUUUAUUUUUGUUGUUGUUGCGAUACAAUGUUUAAUUUGUUUGCAACUUUAAAAGUUCCUGAUGUGCACUUUAAACCUUGUCUCGAGCCAGAGGCUUGACACAUUUGUUUUUUGUUUUCAAACCGUAAACAACAUUGUUUUUUUUGCUUUGUUUGAUAGCGUAGAACUGCCAAUAGCUCUGUGUACAAAUAUUUAACGUAGCCAUCAUUGCUGCCUUCUUUUUAUAUUUGUUUUCUUUUGUAUCUUCAGAUGAACUUGUGUCUUUUGCUUUCACUGGAUGAGAUAAAUUGACAUGUAUUUAUUGCUACUAUGUUUCAUUUGAUUGUGCUUUUUUUAUGUAUAACUCCAUAGUUACAUUUGCUGAAACGAGCUUUUGCCAUUUAUUAUUAUUAUUGUUAUUUUAAUUUGAUUUGA